GACAGUCAUCACUCUCAAUCUCAGAUACCCGACCCACACCAAACCUAGUGGUGUAACUCAAAUUCUCCCUAAAAAAAUAGUUUGGGUUUGAACAAAUAAACUUUUACCAGCACAGUGCCAUCCCCUCCCUCGUCUUCUUCGUGCACUCUCUUUAAUUAUACUGAAGGUUAUUCACCGAUAAAUUUUGAAACCAAUUGCCUUGUCCCUUACACUUCUCCUUCGGUUAUUCGUCCUCCAUAUUUCAUUAUUCUUCUUUGACAACUGACGCUUGAGUAGUUAUUGAUAUCAGCAUUUGGUCAAUUAAAGAGGCCUACAAUUACAGUGGCAUAUGGAAGCCGAGUUCAGACGAGUUGGAGAUCAAGAUUGCAAACUCGUGGAUGAUAAAUACAAUGUUGAAGCCACCGAAAGUCUAGCCAAUGAGGCACUACAUUUGCCUAUUUCAGAGGCAGCACCAAUAUAUGAGCAACUUUUGACGGUGUUUCCCACUGCAGCAAAAUAUUGGAAGCAGUAUGUGGAGGCGCAGAUGGUUGUAAAUAAUGAUGAGGCCACGAAACAGAUAUUUAGCCGGUGUUUGUUGAAUUGUUUGCAAAUUCCUCUUUGGCGAUGCUACAUUCGUUUCAUCAGAAAGGUGAAUGACAAGAAGGGUGUAGAGGGUCAGGAAGAGACUAGAAAAGCUUUUGAUUUUAUGCUUAGUUAUGUUGGAGCAGAUAUAGCAUCUGGGCCUGUGUGGAUGGAGUACAUCACUUUUUUAAAGUCUUUGCCGGCUUUAAGCACACAGGAAGAGUCACAACGCAUGAUUGCUGUGCGGAAAGUAUACCAGAAAGCCAUUGUUACUCCUACCCAUCACAUUGAACAACUUUGGAAGGAAUAUGAAAAUUUUGAAAAUUCUGUCAGCCGUCAACUGGCAAAAGGACUGUUAUCUGAAUAUCAACCCAAAUUUAACAGUGCCAGGGCCGUCUACAGGGAGCGGAAGAAGUACGUUGAUGGAAUUGACUGGAAUAUGCUUGCUGUACCACCAACUGGCUCUUACAAGGAAGAAUUGCAGUGGAUGGCAUGGAAGAAGUUGUUAGCUUUUGAAAAAGGAAAUCCACAAAGGAUAGACAAUGGAUCAUCCAACAAGCGAAUUAUUUUCACUUAUGAGCAGUGUCUAAUGUAUCUAUACCAUUAUCCUGAUUUGUGGUAUGACUAUGCCAUGUGGCAUGCAAAAAGUGGUUCAAUAGAUGCCGCAAUUAAAGUUUUUCAGAGAUCUUUGAAGGCUCUUCCUGACUCAGAGAUGCUUCGGUAUGCUUAUGGAGAGCUGGAAGAAUCCCGUGGAGCAAUUCAGCCUACAAAGAAAAUAUAUGAAAGCCUUUUGGGAGAUGGUGUUAACACGACAGCACUUGCUCAUAUACAGUUCAUUCGUUUCUUAAGGAGAACUGAAGGAGUUGAAGCAGCUCGCAAGUACUUUUUAGAUGCUCGCAAAUCUCCAAACUGCACGUACCAUGUUUAUGUUGCUUAUGCGAUGAUGGCUUUCUGUCUUGACAAGGAUCCAAAGAUGGCACACAAUGUUUUUGAAGCUGGGUUGAAACGGUUUAUGCAUGAGCCUGUGUACAUUCUUGAGUAUGCAGAUUUUUUAACUCGUUUAAAUGAUGAUAGAAAUAUUCGAGCGUUAUUUGAGAGGGCAUUAAGCUCACUACCAUCAGAGGAAUCUGUUGAGGUAUGGAAGCGAUUCACCAGUUUUGAGCAAACUUAUGGAGAUUUAGCUAGCAUGUUGAAGGUUGAGCGAAGAAAAAAAGAAGCACUUUCUGGAACAGGUGAAGAGGGCCCUUCAUCAUUGGAAAGUUCAUUGCAAGAUGUUGCAUCACGAUACAGUUUCAUGGAUCUUUGGCCCUGCUCUUCAAAGGAAUUGGAUCAUUUAGCCCGACAAGAGUGGCUUGCUAAAAAUAUCAAUAAGAAAGUGGAAAAGUCAACUAUGCUGAAUGGACUUGGGUUUGUAGAUGAGGGUUCUACAGGCCUGACAAGCAAUUUAGCAGUGUCUUCAAAAGUAGUUUAUCCAGAUACUAACCAAAUGGUUAUCUAUGAUCCACGGCAAAAACCUGGUGCUGGGAAUUUUCAGACCACAACAGCAGCUGGAGUUCCCACUGCUUCUAAAUCCUUGUCAAAUCCUGUGAUUGCAGCAGUAGGUGGUCAAACAAUGAGUGCGUUUGAUGAAAUAUUAGAAGCAACACCGCCUGCUUUGGUAGCCUUCUUAUCAAAUUUGCCAGUUGUUGAGGGUCCAAUACCAGAUGUUGAUGUUGUGUUGUCAAUUUGUUUGCAAAGUGAUGUACCAGCACCACAGCCUGGGAAGUCAGGGGCUGCCCCAAUGCCAUUGCCAUCUAUACCUGCUCCUUCCACUAGUGACCUUUCUGUUUCAAGCAAGUCUCAUCCAAUCCCAAGUGCGUCAUCUUUCAAGCCAGCCAAGGGGAAAAGGAAACAUUUUGAUAGGCAAGAGGAGGAGGAAGCUUCGGUCCAGAGCCACCCACUCCCAAGAGAUGCCUUCAGGAUACGGCAGAUCCAGAAGGCUCGCGGUACUGCAUCUCAAACUGGAUCAGCUUCAUAUGGAAGUGCAAUUUCUGGAGAUCUAUCUGGCAGCACUGGCUAAUUUACAUCUUUUUUUCCUUCUUUCAGAUUCCUUGUUUUCCCCCUUUUUAGAUUAUGUACAAGAUCACAUACAUUUUUAGUAAACUUCAAUUGUAUUACUUUUUAUUUUUAUAUUAAUUUCUUUUUUUUUU
Molecule: messenger RNA, 2750 nt
Organism: Prunus mume (Japanese apricot)
Lineage: Eukaryota; Viridiplantae; Streptophyta; Magnoliopsida; Rosales; Rosaceae
Gene: CSTF77
Product: Tetratricopeptide repeat (TPR)-like superfamily protein
Biological process (GO): mRNA 3'-end processing
Cellular component (GO): nucleus
Molecular function (GO): protein binding; mRNA binding
Source: RefSeq, a predicted model, not a curated record